GGUCUAGAAGAUAUUAACAAGCAUGAAAGGGAGUAAAGUUUUGUAAAUCCUUUAACAAGUGAAUGGAAAGUCUGCCUGAUAUCUAUGCUCUAACAGGAUUGCAAAUUGGGGAUAUACAAUCAUAUGUUUCACGGGCCUUCUUAUAUUUUGCUCCUUUAAGUAAAAGACUUCUAAUUUUGGUCGAUAACCGGCCAUGGCUGAUGAACAAGCAGUCCAGAUCAACAAAGCUAUGGCAACUAAUGGUGACAAAGUAUAGGAUUUCUCCUUUUACAAACACCAGGGUACUUCAGAAAGAUUCAAAAACGGGAAGUAAAUAUGUGAAGGAUGGUGGUCAUCAAUCCAACCAUGACAAAUCCAAGAGGUCCUAUCGAUGGCUUCCUUCCAUCAAUUCUGCAAAAUGGCAAGAGAGGUAUCUUUUUCCAGUGAUGGACUUAAGCAAAGCCCUUCAAGGGUUUCUUGUGUUUGAAGUGAUAUGGAAAGAUGUGCAUGGCAUCAACUAUCUAAAUGAACUUCAGGCUGAUACAUCUCUAGCUCUAGAAGUAAGAUCCAUGACGAAAUGGGAAUUUUUUAGUCCUGAACAAGCCUCAAGCUGUAUAUCUUUAUGGUUCUCAGGUCGAAUAUCAGAAACCCAAUCACUCAAGAUUUAUUUAAGGAAGUUAUCUGAUUUAGAUGUUCAACAUUGGAAUCCUCACUCUUUUUCGAGAGAUAUGUUGCAACAAAAAGCAUUUCCUUUAGAGGUUCUCCUUGAAGAUGAAUUCCUAGAUGUACAAGAACCUCCCUCAGGGACAAAUGGCACGGUUAAUAAUAUGCAACCUUGCAAUAAAGAAAACAGCCAGUAUGAGGAUACAUGUGAUUUUUAUCAUGACUCUGUUAAUACACUAGUCAUGUCGGAAGAAAAGAAAUCACUAAAGAGGAUAGAAAUGGAGGAGGAACCAUUUAUUGCACCCACUCAAUAUGCAGACACACUGAUCUUAUUUAAGUCUAGUGACAGUCUUUUGCCAUUCAAACUAAGGAAAAUAAUCAUGUCCGACAUUAGGCUUCUCACUCUGCUCGAGUCUGGACUUCCUUCUUGGGUUAUAUUCUUCCAAUCAUAUCCUUUAUUUUGCCAUUUUUAUCGUCCAUGGAUGCGACCCUUAGCAAGGACUCUUUACAUCUUGAUAUCAUUAGUGACAGUCAUGAUUGGCUUCUAUGAUUUGUAUAAGAAUGUACCACUUUUGAAAGCAGCUGCAGCCCGCCUUUGUGGUCCACUAUUUAGUUGGAUAGAAGAGUGGGAUAUGGUUACAAGGAUACAGUAUCUUGGAACAAUGUUGUUUCUCCAAAACUUGCGUAAGAGUUUUAAAUGGUUGUUGGUGAUGUCACGGGCAAUCAAAGCAAUAUUCACAACGAUCUCGCAACCAUUCAUUGGACCGUUUUCAUCUUUAUGGAAUGCAUGUGCCAAGAUGAAAGAGCUAUUUUCUUCAAGAAUAUGGUUCAUGAUCGAAUCCAUGUACGGUCUGGUCAUCGACAUCAUUGAGGUUUUGCUAUGGCCAUUCGAAUUUUUCUAUUCAUAUAUUUGGAGUACAGCAACAUUAGUUUAUCCAUUGGUGUGUUCCAUCUGGAAGUUAGUUCUUGCUCCGAUAAAAUGUGCGCUUAUGUUGGCAAACUUGAUGGGUUCUUUGCUAUCCAAUAGUUAUGCUUUAGUUCAAGAUGUUUGGGAGACCAUUAGUAGCAUUUUUCAGUUUACAUAUUUGUCGGAGACACAUCAAGCGUCGUAUGAUGUCUCAGUUUUGGAGGGUCUUUGGAAUGAUCUCUUUUCACAGGUUUUUCGAGCUGUUCGUAGCAUUAUCAAAGGUUUAUCGACAUUCUUUAUUGCUUGCAACCGACACAGGCUAAGCAUACACAAUCACCUUCGAGCAUUCAUCCAACAUGUAGUUCGUCAUACCCAUUUGGCACCUAAGACAUGUCAAUGUCAACAAACACUUCAAAGAGAUCAUCAACAUGAGGAAGAUUGUCAAGAAUGCGAUCGUUGCAAGUGAAUGAUCUGCUGCAUUGGCUCAUUGAAUUUGGCAGCUGUGGAUUAUAUGUAGAAGCUUGGGCUAUUUUCCACACCAGCUUCAUGUAUAAUGCUUAAAAUGUAUGCACGCUUGUGCAUUUAUAAGUAGCUACUAGAUAUGAAUGUUCACACUUGAAUUACUUGUACUAUAAUGUAGUUUAAAUGAUAUACACACUAAGCAUACUAAUGUAGAUAUUUUGUUAGGGUAAGCAGAUACAAUGCAUUAGGAGAAAAGAAAUAUGCUUCAUUUUUUUUUAA
Phoenix dactylifera (date palm) is the source of this 2290-nucleotide messenger RNA. RefSeq lists its product as uncharacterized. The record is from RefSeq and is a predicted model, not a curated record. Lineage: Eukaryota; Viridiplantae; Streptophyta; Magnoliopsida; Arecales; Arecaceae.